UCCUCGCCUCCACCCGGCCUAUCAGCCCGGGGUGCGCCGAGCCGGAGGGAGCGGUGCGGGCCCGCCCCAGCCCGGAACCAUAGCGCUGCAGCCGGUGGUGCGCAUCGGGACUCGGCGAAAUGCUGCACAUGUCCCCCGUCCCCUCCCCGCCCCCGACCGCCGGACCUGGCUGGCGGCGGCUUCCGGCGGGGCGGGCGUACAGCGCCAUGGGGCGGCAGCGGAGGUUCUUGGAGGCGGCCGCAGAAGGGCUGGUGGGCGCCUGCCCCGGCCAAGCGCGUUUCCUGCUGUGGACGCUCCGCAACCGCCGAGAUAAUGAACAUGGAUUAGAAAGGAUAUGUCCUUACUGCUUCCAGUUCCUGGUUCCUGAUAGCUACCGGGUGCGUCUCAAACCAAAGAUGAAAGUGACUCCACAGAUAGAGAAAGUUCUAAAACGAGAGGCGAAGAACCAUAAACUUAAUAUGAAACAGACGAAGCUUUUGAAAAAGUUCAGGGAGUCAAGAAGUGUUCUGCUGGUUACUUGCAAGUCGUGCAAUAAAACAACAAGACAUGAUGGUAAAAGCAGGGAUUUUCUGUCUACCAAGACACACAGUUCUGGUACUCCAAGUAUUAAAUCCAGCCUGAGGACACCAGAUUUAAAAUUUCAGUCUGCAAACAAAGUGACACCUGUCAGCUGCAGUAGGUUGGGAUCUAAGGGGAAUAGUCCCUCAUCACUUCCCAGAACACAUCUAUCUGGACAGGCGACAACCAGCUCUGCUUCCAAGACUCCCCGAAACUCCAAAUUUCACUUUUCUAAGCUAAAACGGAUGCUUAACCUAGAAGAAAAAGAGAAAAGCCAGAAGGCAGAUUUGAAAACCUUCUUGACUUCACUUUAGUUAUGCAUUAUUUCAAGGUAAUAAAGAUCACAGCAAUAAGUAUUCUUCCAGUUUUAGUAAAUCAACAAAGUUUUUUUAAACUCAGGCUAGCAGCAUAUACCCUGUGGAAGUAUAGACCAUAUUUUUUAGAAGCAAGCUCUGCUUCUAAGAGGACUGCAAGAGGGAGAGGAGAAAGUAGCCAGUGCAAUAUUCUUGAGAAUCAUGAACAUGUUUUGCAGCCUCUAAUGGCCUAAGAGUUAAAAGUAUCUGUCAUUUGAGGAAGCUGACAAUACUGGAUCCAUCAGUGGGUCCAGCAGGACUAACAGAGAAGUUGGCAGACCUGAAAGCAAUUUGAAGGCUUGGGGAGUGGGGAAAAAGUUUGUUGCAGUUUCCUCCGCCUCACUGUCCCACUAUUUUUAAGAUAAUGCAUCAUCUUAAUUUUCCUAAGAAUGUAGUCUGUGAUUUGGACUGCAGACAAUACUGGUCCCGGGAUACUGUAAAACUGCACUCUUAUGGGGGGUGCUCCCGAUACUGACUGACAGCUCUACUCUGGACUGCUGUCAGCACACCAAUGUGGUAUUGCUAUGAGAGUGGCACAGUCAUAAGGAAUAUGGGGUGCUUACUUUCCAGUUGCUCUGGUGCUACUAAAAUGGGUCACUUUUGUCUCAUUCAGAAAUGACUAAUGAGAGAGCGUCCUUCUUAAGUGUCUUCCCAUUUUAUCAGGCGUCAGAGUUGCUUCCUUCCUGGACUUUGAUCUGGAAAACUAGGUUUGCACUGGACUAUCAUCAGCUCGUUGAAACAAAGUGUUUUGAUGUGAAUAGACAAUUGUCAAGGGUAAAGUGCUCUCCACUGUCAGAUUUUGCAUUUUGAGCUUGGCACAGAGGUGAGAAAGCACAGCAGAAAGUCACUGAUCAAGACUGAGUUUAUAGCCUGCCCUGUAUAUAGUCUGCAGCGACUGUUCUGCAGGAAGUGCUUCGGAUUUGCUCUCUUAAAAGAGAACCAGUUAAAAACAUUUACAUUAUCUAGUUUUAAGGCCAUUUUUUUUUUUUUUUUUUUUUUUUUUUAAUCUAAUUGUUUCUUUUAAGUGUCUGCAGACUCAAUGGACACUGCUUAAGAAUAGGAUCAGCAAACAAAUUGGCAGACUUGAAAGCAAUCCAGGGCAGGAGAGAAUAGUUUGUUGAAAAUUCUACUUACAGUCUCAAAGAUUGGCAUGUAACCUUUUUAUAUAUCCUGUACACUUGCACAAUAAUUUUGAAAGGUUCACUGCCAUGUGUUUCUUGCCUGUGUGUAGGAUCAAAUUAACUGUCAUUCUUUGAUCAAAAUAGAGACCUUGGAUUUAUGCCUUUUCCACUGUAGAACUUGGAAUUAAUUCAUCUGUUGUUGCUGUAGUUCUGAUCCAGUUCGAUCUUUCUCGAUGGAAAAUAUGCAUUAUAAAAAAGUAUUUGAAAAACAAGUUUUGCAAUAAAUUUUUAUAUUAAAAGUA
Messenger RNA from Columba livia (rock pigeon), 2334 nucleotides. It is a transcript of the gene RMP24, whose product is annotated as chromosome 2 C18orf21 homolog. The transcript is spliced from 5 exons. Bases 120 to 872 code for a protein of 250 amino acids. NCBI's taxonomy places the organism in Eukaryota, Metazoa, Chordata, Aves, Columbiformes, Columbidae. The record is from RefSeq and is a predicted model, not a curated record.